AUGUCCUACAACUGCCCUGACUGUGGGAAAACUUUUAAGAGAAGAUCAAGUUUCACCCGGCACCAGCUAAUCCACACAGAUGAGAGACCUUUCAGGUGUCAGGAGUGUGGGAAGGGAUUUACUCAAAACUACCAAUUAGCCCGGCACCAGCGAAUGCACAGAGGGGAGAGACCCUUCAGGUGCCUGGAGUGUGGGAAGAGUUACUUCCGUAAAUACCGACUAAACCGGCACCAGCAAAUCCACACGGGUGAACGUCCCUUUUUUUGGAAGAGCUUUGCCUGGAACUACUUGCUUAUCAGCCAUCAACGCAUCCACACGGGAGAGAAACCCUACACGUGUCCCCAGUGCCAGAAGAGCUUCAGUUGCAGCUCCAACUUGCGGCAACAUCAGCAGCUCCACAUGGGUGACCAACCCUACACAUGUCUAGAGUGUGGGAAGUGCUUUGCUGUCAAGUCCUCAUUAAAUAAACACCACCAGACCCACACAGGGGAGAGACCCUACAAGUGUCUGGAGUGUGGGAAGAGCUUCUGUAGGAGCAGCGCUUGGAUGUGUCACCAACAUGUCCACACUGGGGAAAAACCCUACGUGUGUCCCAAAUGCAGGAAGAAGUUUUCGAGCAGCUCAAACCUCAACCGUCACCUCCGGCUCCACACGGGUGAACAUCCCUAUGCAUGUCCUGACUGUGGGAAGAGCUUUGUCUUGAACACUUGGCUCGUGAAGCAUCAACGCAUCCACACAGGAGAGAGACCCUACACGUGUCCCCAGUGCCAGAAGAGCUUCUGUGACUGUCCCAGCUUGCGGAAACAUCAACGGGUCCAUACGGAUGACCGACCCUACACAUGCCUGGAGUGUGGGAAGGGUUUUGUUGACAAGUCCUCAUUGAAUAAACAUCUCCAGACCCACACAGAUGAGAGACCCUACAAGUGUUUGGAGUGUGGGAAGAGCUUCUGUAGCAGCAGCACUUGGAUGUGUCACCAACAUAUGCACAAGGGAGAAAAACCCUACGCGUGUCCCAGAUGCAGGAAGAAGUUUACGAGGAGUUCAAACCUCACCACUCACCUCCGGGUCCACACGGGUGAGCGUCCCUACACAUGUCCUGACUGCGGGAAGAGCUUUGUCACAAGCUCUAAGCUCAUCAACCAUCAUCGCAUCCACACAGGAGAGAGACCCUACACAUGUCCCCAGUGCCAGAAGAGCUUCAAUCACAGCUCCACCUUGCGGAAACAUCAACAGCUCCACACAGUGGGUGAGAGACCCUUCAAGUGUCUGGCAUGUGGGAAGGGCUUUGUCCACAAAUCCUCAUUCAAUAGGCACUGCCAGGCCCACACGGGUGAGAGACCCUACAAGUGUCUGGAGUGUGGGAAGAGCUUUGUCCACACAUCCUCAUUAAAUAAACACCGCCAGACCCACACGGGGGAGAGACCUUUCAGGUGUCUGGAGUGUGGGAGGAGCUUUGCCUGGAGCUCUGCGCUCAUCAAGCACCAACGCAUCCACACCGGAGAGAAACCCUACAUGUGUCCCCAGUGCCAGAAGAGUUUUUGUGACCAUUCCAGCUUGCGGAAACAUCAACGGGUCCAUACGGGUGAAUGACCCUUCAGCUGCUCCCAGUGUGAGAAGAGGUUUUACCAGAGAUGGGAUCUCGUCCCUUAUUUCCUGACCCAGCUCAGGGAUCACCAAGAUGCCAUGUCCUACAACUGCCCCGACUGUGGGAAAACUUUUAACAGAAGAUCAAAUUUCACCCAGCACCAGCGAAUCCACACAGAUGAGAGACCCUUCAGGUGUCAGGAGUGCGGGAAGGGUUUUACUCACAACUUCUAUUUAACCCGGCACCAGCGAAUGCACAGAGGGGAGAAACCCUUCAGGUGCUUGGAGUGUGGGAAGAGCUUUGCCAGAAGCACUGAGCUCAUUGAACAUCAACGCAUCCACACAGGAGAGAAACCCUACAUGUGUCCCUACUGCCAGAAGACCUUCAGACACAGGUCCAACUUGAGGGACCAUCAGCGACUCCACACGGGUGAACGUCCCUACACGUGUCCUGACUGUGGGAAGAGCUUUGCCUGGAAUUCUUUGCUCAUCAGCCAUCGACGCAUCCACACAGGAGAGAAACCCUACACAUGUCCCCAUUGCCAGAAGAGCUUCAGACACAGCUCCAACUUGCGGCAACAUCAACGGCUCCACACAGGUAACCGACCCUACAAGUGUCUGGAGUGUGGGAAGAGCUUUGCUGACAAGUCCUCAUUAAAUAAACACCACCAGACCCACACAGGGGAGAGACCCUAUAUGUGUUUGGAGUGUGGGAAGAGCUUCCGUAGGAGCAGCAUUUGGAUGUGUCACCAACAUAUCCACAAGAGAGAAAAACCCUACGUGUGUCCCAAGUGCAAGAAGAAGUUUACGAGCAGCUCAAACCUCAACUGUCACCUCCGGGUCCACACGGGUGAGCGUCCCUACAUGUGUCCCUACUGUGGGAAGAGCUUUGCCACGAGAUCAACACUAAUCAGCCAUCAACGCACCCACACAGGAGAGAGACCCUACACAUGUCCCCAGUGCCAGAGGAGCUUCAGUCACAGCUCCAACUUGCGGAAACAUCAACAGGUCCAUACGGGUGAGAGACCCUACAAGUGUCUGGAGUGUGGGAGGAGCUUUGUCCACACAUCCUCAUUAAAUAAACACCGCCGGACUCACACAGGUGAGAGACCCUACAAGUGUCUGGAGUGUGGGAGGAGCUUUGCCUGGAGCUCUGCGCUCAUCAAGCACCAACGCAUCCACACCAGAGAGAAACCCUACAUGUGUCCCCAGUGCCAGAAGAGUUUUUGUGACCAUUCCAGCUUGCGGAAACAUCAACGGGUCCAUACGGGUGAAUGA
This is a messenger RNA of Chaetura pelagica (chimney swift), 2862 nucleotides long. RefSeq names its product zinc finger protein 850-like. The record is from RefSeq and is a predicted model, not a curated record. Lineage: Eukaryota; Metazoa; Chordata; Aves; Apodiformes; Apodidae.